CAUGCAGAAUACUGACAAUUACACAAGCAGUUCAUCAUCGAAAACAGAUGAGUUACUUAGUAACAAUUCAUUUAUGCUGAAAGUUUCUAAAAGUUAUCAAAUAACUAUGAAAGCAGAAUCGCAUGGAUUGCUUAUCAUAUGGUUAAAAUUCUCACAUAAAUCUGUGCAAUUAUUUGAAAGAAAAUUGAAGGCCUAUAUCAAAACUAUGUCUGUUAAGGAAGAUGCUCUCAAUUUUAAUCUUGGAAUGAAAGUUCUAGCCAAAUAUUCCGAUAAAUUAUAUUAUAGAGCUCUUAUUGUAGCUUUGACAAAAAGUAGAGCAACUGUAUUCUUUAUCGAUAAAGGAAAAUUUUUAACAGUACCUAUUGCCGAUUUGACUGAAUUACCGAAACAGUUUUCUCAAAUGCCGUGUUUAGUAUUCCCAGCAACCUACGGAUAUAAAUUCUUUGAUUGUAAUAAAGUUUGUCAGCUUCUUAGAAAUUACUGUAUAGAUAAGAAAUUGAAAUUGUUUGCAAGAGUAAAGAGUAUUAAGGAGACAAUUGCUGUUAUUGAAACAUACUGGAAAACUUCUAAUGGAGAAGAAAUCAAAUUGUUAGAUAAAUUAUCAAAUGUUACAAGUCAUUUACCAUGUGAAAUAGAUGAUAUACAAACCAUAAUGAAACAUAAAUACGAACAAUCAUUAGAAGCAAUCAAACAAGAUGAUAAGCAAAAUUUAACGUAUAUGGAUUGGAGGAAAUUUUUUGCAAACAUUAUGAAAAGACCAAUAAUGUUAGGAAGGGGAAGAGUGCAGUUAAAGAAAAAACAAUUUUCUAAUGGUAAAACUAAAGAUGAAGAUACAGCUGAUCGAACUGCAAUAGAGAAAAAUUUACAUUUUACUGAGUAUAAACAAAUCAAUUCUGGUAAAAAGUUAUUUAAAGAUUUAGUUUCGAGUGUCGUUCCUAUUGAGAAAAAAGAUUAUGUCAAUAGUUGGAUGAAUGAUGAUAUUAAAGCUUUCGACGAAGUUAAUGGUUUAGAUUAUGAUAAGGAAAGUUUAAACAAUCAGAAAGUUACUUGGAAUAAAAGAAUAGAAGGUCUUCAAAAACCGACAAUUGCUGAAUUACAGUUUAGGCAACAAUUAGAAUCUUUUAUAAUAACUCCAAAAUAUGUUGAAGAUUUUUGUCAUAAUAAUAUUCUUACAUGCUUAAUAUCGUCGGUUCAGUUGCCAAAUAUAAUUUGGUGCCAAACGACUGGUGGCCAUUAUAACAAGAUUCUUGAAGCCCUUAAGCAGGAUCAACUAAAAUCGCCUUUAAACUUGCUUAAUUAUGUAACACCAAAGAAGGGCACUAUACUUGGCGUUACAUUUUGCGACGAGCUAUACCGCAUCAAAAUUUUUCACAAGGUUAAACAAGGCUUUUUAAAAGUUCUCUUUAUUGAUUGGGGAUGUGAAGAGGUUGUUAACCCUAAAAAUUGUUUUCUGUUAAGUAUAGAAACAGCCAGCCUACCAGCACUGGCUUUUCCCAUUUCUGUAAAUAAUAUAACACUUUCGGAAGAAAGUAAAGAAUUUUUAGAAGGCUUGGACAAAUCUUGCGCCGCUAUCGAAAUUGUUAAAACUAAUUUUAGUCCUACAGUUGAAAAUCCUCUACUGGUCGAAUUCUGUGUUAAGACUAUUGAUGAUGAUUCGAGUUCGUUUAAGCCUUUAGAAGAAUUAUUGGUUGAAAAUGGUUUUAUUACAAAAAAAACAUCAGCGAUCGACGAAUGGGAAGCAGAUGUUAUGUCAGAUGAAUUUCAUUCAUUAAAAAAUUCAUAUGAAGUUGAUAUCGAUAAUCCAUCAACAGUCCUAUAUAAUCAUAGUACCAACAAACAUUCCCAAGCUUGUAUUCAAUUUACAAAGAGGGGCUGGUGUCCUAGAGGUCAAUUUUGUAAAUUUGAACAUGAAAAAAUGCAUUCAACCUUUACCUCAGACGUUAAAGUUAUUCAGCAACCUACUUGGAAACAUAAAACGGCGAAUAGAGUAUUCAUCGUUUACGUAACUGCUUAUUCAUCGCCAUCUAGGAUGUUUCUAAAGAUACUGGACUUGAAAGGAGUUCAGAAUAACGAUUCUUCGCGACUAUUUAAAACUUUAUCAGAAUUGGAACACAAAAUAAGAAAUACGUUGCAAAAACGGAAGAAUACGCUAGAAUUAUUGACUACCGGAGAAUAUGUUGCCUUUGAUAGUAAAACUUUAAGCAGACCGAUUAGGGGCCUAGUUGUUGGAAUAUCAGAUUAUUUGGGAAGUAAAGGUCAAUGUGAAACAUAUGAGUUUAAAAUUUUUGCCAUUGAUUACGGAUUUGAAGAAUGCGUAGAUGAAAGGAACAUUUUUCCUUUAAACGACCAAUUUAUUCACUUUCCACCCUCGUGCAUCGAGGCUUCUCUCAAAGUACGAAGUAAGAAUGGUAAAUGGUCGUCUACAGAUAAAGAUUUACUGCAGAACCGUUUAAAAUCAAGUGGACCACACUUAAUUGAAAUUUGCGAGAAGAUAUGCAAUAAAUAUUACAUUGAAAUGUUUGAUGGAAGAGACGGAAUGGAUAUGAAAAAAUGGUGUUUACUAAAUUUAAAUGCAUAUAUGCUGUAG
Messenger RNA from Dimorphilus gyrociliatus, 2587 nucleotides. The record is from the annotation of a GenBank genome assembly. NCBI's taxonomy places the organism in Eukaryota, Metazoa, Annelida, Polychaeta, Dinophilidae.